Messenger RNA from Punctularia strigosozonata HHB-11173 SS5, 893 nucleotides. RefSeq lists its product as uncharacterized. The coding region runs from base 32 to 826 and encodes 264 amino acids. The transcript has 6 exons. Gene Ontology annotation, molecular function: phosphatase activity. The record is from RefSeq and is a predicted model, not a curated record. Lineage: Eukaryota; Fungi; Basidiomycota; Agaricomycetes; Corticiales; Punctulariaceae.
CGCUGCUAGCUUCACUUUGAGAUUCGUCAGUAUGCCUGGACGGCAACUAAUUGUUUUCGAUUUCGACUGGUCGCUCGCCGAUCAGGAUACGGACCGAUGGGUUAUGGAGGUGCUGGCUCCGGAUCUCAGGCGCAAGAUGAAGACAGACAAAGACGUCGUGCAAUGGACUGAUCUGGUGGCACGCUCGUGCCGUGACCUCCAUGGAAGGGGGGUCAAGCGCGCCGAGAUCGAGCAUACCCUUGAAAUCAUGCCAUUUCAUCCAGCCAUGGUUCGCGGCGUGAACAAGCUCAAGGUGUCGCAGGACCCCAAGACUACGUUUUUCUGUCUCAGCAAUGCUAAUGAGGUAUUCAUCAAAACGAUACUCAAGUCGAAAGGUCUUGAAACGCUCUUUGACGAAAUAGUUACCAACCCUGCCCAUUGGGAAGACGAACUUCUCGCCAUCCGCCGGCGUGUAUCCCCGGACGGUCCCCAACACUCAUGCAAAGUAGGGUGCAGCCCAAACAUGUGUAAAGGCGAGGAACUCACAGCCUUCCUCGAGCGCCAUCAGCCGGGUUUCGACCGCAUAAUCUACGUCGGCGACGGCGGGAACGACUUUUGUCCUGCGCUCCGUCUGCGCGCCCAAGAUCUAUUGUUGUGCCGACGCUACCGCGGCCUCGAGCAGCGCAUCGCGAAGGAAAACAAGAAGAUCGAGGAGGCGCUCGCAGCUGGUGAGACGCGCAGCGAUGUGGAGAUGGAAGGUUUAAAGUUGAAGUGUGGCGUGAAAUAUUGGGCGGGCGCGUGGGAGGUGGAGGAGAUUUUGGGCGAGCUCGCAGUUCCAAUUCAAUGAAGAUGUAUCUAUGCGAGUAAUGAUCUAGUUAAGAAGAAUAUCCAGAAAUCAACUUGAUGAUCAGGCA